AUCGAGAAAAAUUUGUUCACAUUCCAACAAUUGGUGGUCGCGUUAUUAUUAGUUCGUUACAUCUAUUUUAACGUUGAUAAAUGCUUGUAAAAUCAAUUUUUUCAAAAAUUCUUGAAGCUAUGUAAAUUAAUCCAUAUCAUAUCAAUAUCGCUUCCCUUCUUGCGCUUUGUUUAAGUUCACCGGAAAAUAGGAUUCGUGUCGCAGGAAGAUAUGAGAUGAUCCUUCAUGCGAAAUACGCGUCGGAUUUUCGAGGAACGUGAGCAUGAAAUGCGGAUCUAUCGCGUCCGAAAAAAGAUUUAUUUGUUGAAGCAAUAUUCGAAGUCGCCAAAGAAUUCUUUCGGCUGUCUUUUCGAUGAAUCAACCGGCGGAGAAACGAGCACGUUCGUUAAUCGAUUUAGUGAAAAAAAAGCAAGAAAAAUGGCAGCCGGAUACGACGAUUGUUACGACGCUUCUUGGCAUUUGAUACCGCCCGAUUAUGUCAGCAACGAGGAGGAUUACAGGCUACUGGAAAGUAUGAAAAUGCCGGCCAGAACUUCUGGUUUUGCCAUCAGCGACAUUUUGGAAUUAAACGAUGCCAAACCGUCGCAGGAAGAAUCAGAUGUACAAGGUACCACGACGGUUUUACCAACGGCUACCGACAUGCCGUCGGCUUACCAGCAAUUUCUGGAGCACACAACCGCCAUGUUGCAACCUAUGCACGCUAAUCUGAAUAGGGGUACACUACCACCGCCUCCACCUGGAUUAUUAGGAUGGCCAACUGGACCGGCACUACCAACAACAUUACCUCAACCCUUGGAGGAGGUGAAUGUUCUUCAACAACCGGACUCGACGAGCCCGGCGAUCUCGGAUUUGUCGUUCCCGUCACAACAGGAGAACAGUCACGAGUCAUCGAAGGACGAAGAGUCACAGGACUUUGAGGACGAGCAACAGACUGGCAACGAGACGUCGCAACCCCACGAGACCGAGCAUAAGAAGCGCAAGCGACGCGUGCUCUUCUCCAAGGCACAGACUUACGAGCUAGAGCGACGUUUCCGUCAGCAGCGUUAUUUGAGCGCGCCCGAGCGAGAGCACUUGGCCUCUAUCAUUCGCCUUACGCCAACUCAGGUGAAGAUCUGGUUCCAGAAUCACAGGUACAAGACGAAGAGGGCGGCGAGUGAACGUGUUGAAGCCGGCGGCAGCAGCUGCUCACCCAGAAGAGUCGCCGUGCCAGUGCUAGUGAGAGAUGGCAAACCCUGCCAAUCCAAGCUGAUGGAACCUACUGCAUAUCCCGGAAGCGGCCAGGUCCCUAUGGCGCCAUAUAUACCACAGAAAUAUUGGUGGUAAAGUAGUUAACUGAACUGAACUAGGAUAAAACAAUCCAGAGCAAUCUGUGGCGAUUCACGCUGAUCGAUCAUUAUUGCGAAACAAUAUUGCAAUUCCCGAUUAAAAUAUUGUCGUGAACAAGAAGUCGUAAACGAAGAGAACGAAGAAAGAUGAAGAAGAAAUUCAAGAUGGAAGGUAUGAAUAAUCUUAUAGCAGUGAUGUUGAACAUGUUAAAGUGUUAGAAGGUUCGUGAUAAUGCGAUAGUAACAAUAAAUAUGAAUUCGAUAUCAUCGACGACAUCGUCGAUAUUAUCGUCAACGAAGAAAUAAAUAAACUAGUUAACAAGUAUUAGUUGGAAAUAAUUAACGGAAUAAAUUUUGGAACAUUAGUUCUUAAGUUCAACUUCUCGUGCAUAUCUCCUCUUGAACGUAAUUACAGACAUAGACAUGUAAUGAAAUGAAAAGCUGAACCAUUUCUAAGUUUGACAACGUGUUUAAUCAUCAGGUGUAUUUCGAGAAACGUAUACAAUCGGACUUCUCAAAGUAAAAUUGCUUGACUUACGAUGUUUUACGGAACAAGUUUUACGAGAGUGUUUAACACACGCGUCCAACGAACC
Molecule: messenger RNA, 1918 nt
Organism: Trachymyrmex cornetzi
Lineage: Eukaryota; Metazoa; Arthropoda; Insecta; Hymenoptera; Formicidae
Product: homeobox protein Nkx-2.2a
Exons: 5
Coding region: 226-1323 (365 amino acids)
Biological process (GO): cell differentiation; regulation of transcription by RNA polymerase II
Cellular component (GO): nucleus
Molecular function (GO): RNA polymerase II cis-regulatory region sequence-specific DNA binding; DNA-binding transcription factor activity, RNA polymerase II-specific
Source: RefSeq, a predicted model, not a curated record